This is a messenger RNA of Symbiodinium sp. CCMP2456, 453 nucleotides long. Lineage: Eukaryota; Dinophyceae; Suessiales; Symbiodiniaceae. The record is from the annotation of a GenBank genome assembly.
AUGGUGAUAACGGAAGAUGUUGCGCUGCGGAGCUUUAGCGCGGAGCUGCCCUCUUCCAAGAUUUGGCCAGGCGUAAUCCUGCUGGGGGAGCUGAACCAGCUGCUUUGGCAGGACGAUACCUACGGCGGCAGGAUUCUUUCUGAGAUCUCUGCUCAACCGCGGCCGAAGCCGCCAAUGCAGCCGGCUUACCAGGGAGCGAUGCUGCAAGCCGCGCUGGUCUGCAAGGUAGCUUCCUUUCGGCACGACAAUGUGGACAGGGGGCAUCGCAAUGACGGCUUCCCCAUGCUCAGACAUGAGCUUCACGAAGCCUUGUCGGUGAUGGCAAAGGCCCUGCGUCUGAUCAGGGCAGGUCACGGUGCUGGCAAUCUGGCCAUUGCGGAUCAGGCGGCGCAGACGACAAGGACGGAAGGCUCUAUCCGUCGUUUGCGAGAGCUGCUGAACCAGAUCUACUGA